This is a messenger RNA of Oldenlandia corymbosa var. corymbosa, 933 nucleotides long. The record is from the annotation of a GenBank genome assembly. NCBI's taxonomy places the organism in Eukaryota, Viridiplantae, Streptophyta, Magnoliopsida, Gentianales, Rubiaceae.
AUGUCGAGACCCGAAUUCCUUCCAACAGAUGAGAAAUUGGUGAGCUAUUUCCUGAGGAGCAAGAUUCUGGGACUGCCCUUACCCGACUCAGAAUCCAAAUUCUUGAUUGAAUUAGACAUGUAUGGCACUAGUGGCGGCACGUCCAGCAGUACUACUACUCUGGCCGCCGGCGUCCACGACUUAUUCGGUUCCGACGAUUCCGACCACCUUCCCUGGCAACCUUUUGCAGUGGACUUCCCGAGCGGCCGCAAGUUACCGGGUCGAAUUCUUUACGUCUUCACCCGAUUAAAUUCUAAUAAUGCCGCCGAAAAUAGUAGUUGUGGUGGUGGAGUAGCACCAUCUAUAAAGAGGGAGGUACCUGGAUUUGGAACUUGGGUUGAAACGAACAAAACUUCCGGCAUCUCCAUGCGUGACAGGACAACGACAACCAGAGGAGUAGUGGUAGGUUACAGUAGAUUUUUCCACUUCAAAUCAUCAUCAACAGCCAGCACUAAUGGCCACCAAUUAGUAGUUCCGGGGUUAUGGUUUAUGAUUGAAAUCCACAUCUAUCCCGCGGCUCUUGGAAUUAGCACUACUAGUCGUGAUGGAUUGAUGGAUUGGGUGGUGUGUAAGAUAAUCAAGUGUGAUGAGAUUGAUGACAAAAAUGUUAGAGCUACGACUGAUGUGGGAAAGUAUUGUGGGGAUCAACGCGACAAUAUUUUCUACACCAAUUGUGUGGUACAACAGGAGGUUGCCUUGAUGGUGAUUGAUAGUGGGAGUAGCAGCAAUUUGAUCAGUGCUCAUUUGGUAGCUAAAUUGGGAUUGCCGACCACUCCGCUUCCGGUACCGCGUGAAGCCCGAUGGAUUCAUAAUGAUCAGCGGGUAACCGUGGAUAGGCAAGCUACGGUUCACUUCGUCAUAGCCUUCGAGCUUCCAUUAACUAAGCUUGAAUAA